CCAUUCUGUUUUUCAACACUUCUCUGUGUAUUCCCAUUUUACAUUCACUGGGUGAAACUUCAAAUCAAUUGCCAAUUCAUGUCUGACAUGACAAUUCUCAUUCUUAGAUUGCUUAGUUGUGGGAUUCAGCAAAGAAGCUCCUGUCUAAUGACCAACAACAAGCAGAUUUGUAAAAGGGAUCAUUUUAUAGCUCUGUACAAAUUGUACUUAUAGUAACAGUGACAUUUUUGCGCAGAAUAGAUCUGCCUAGUCUCUUGUGGUUAAGGCACUGAAUGGACCGCGUCAACAGGGAUUUUACUACUAAAGUACUCUGUUUUUUUAGUGGAUGUCAGGUGUAUAUCUGUAGCAUUGAGUCAGUUUUUAAUGUGAACAUGCUGCUUCAUUCAGAAAGGCCAAAAGUCAUAAACAACCUGCAGUCCUGUGCAAGUCUUAAACCAUUAUACUGUAUGAAUUAUCUCGUAUGCUGAAAUUACUAUGAAUUAUUAGAAAGUCUGGUAGGUUGGGGGUAGGGUUGUCCGAUAAUGACUUUUUAACUGAUAUCCCGAUACUGUCCAACUAAAAAAAAAAAAAAGUGAUACCGAUAUCAAACCGAUAACUGUAUAUGCGUUCGUGAACUUAUCAUAUUAUGGCUCAUUGUAUUGUGAUGCCCCAUUGGAUGUUUUAGUAAUGAAAUGAUGAUGUUAAUAACUUCAACAACUUCGACUGAGGUUAUGGGGGAAGUGCGUAUAUUGCACCACUAUAUUUAUUGUGGAGAUCAAAAUAGUGCAAACAUCAGUUUUUUAAAUCAAGAGAAACUACAAGGUGCCAAUAAGGCCCCUUUUCUGCCCUCAAUGUGUGUGUGGGUACACAAAUCAAAAGAUUGAAAACAAAUCAGGCUGUAAGGAGAAGUCAGACUCUGGAGUAAAGUUGAAUUGGCUUGACUGUGGUCAUCUUUCUCUUGACAAGAGCACGGAUACUUUUUUGUAAAACUAAAGACAACAAAACGUGUCAAUAUUAUGAAAUAAAGUCACAAAUAAAGCUAUGUAUACACCACGUGUGAAUUUAGCUGGCAAGCAAUGAAAUCAUGUAACCACAUUUUACCACAAAUGCAAACAAAACAAAGUAUGCACAUCUCCAAUAUACAACAUAAUGCUCCUGAAUACACAUAAAACAAAGGAAGAUUAUAACUUACAAGCGAUUCUUGUAUAAGGCACAAACAACGUGGUAAGACGGCAAGAACUGCUAUGGUACACUGGCUGCAGACGUUAGCUAUGUCACGACCCAUGUACAAAAUAUGCAGCGCAGGGUGCGUCAAAAAACCAGAAACUCAGGCAGGCAAUCAGUGUACAUGACAGCACUGCCAUAUACGUAUAUAUAUUGGCCCAAGACUGAUUAUAUAAAAAACGAUGUCGAUAUUAUUCAAUAUCAUUUUAAAAUGCUAUUAUCGGCCGAUAUUGUCAGCUACCCGACAAUAACGGGCAACUCUAGUUGGGAGUAUAUAUCCACCAAUGUCGAGCUUUUAAAAACAAGUUAUCUUUUGAAAUGUCUUUGAAGGCUGUCCAUGGCUUGAAAUAAUUGGGGACAGCUGUACUAUUCUGAAAAAUUAUAUAUGUACCGGUAAUAAAUAUAUAUAAUAUUGUCAUUGACUAUUUAGCUCCGGCUGGUCCUUCGUUACAUUAUAGUAAAAAAAAAAAAAAAUUGUCUUUCGAGAGCUAAUGCUUACCUGCCAUCCUCACCUAUAACAAAAACAUAGUUUGUUGGCAUGCGAAAGCCCUCCACAAAGUUGCAAUAAAAUCUGUUUAAAAUUUGGGCAUUUUCCUGUAUCUGCCCUAUGUCCUGAUUUCGUAUGUCAAAAUAACUUGUAGUAAAAAAAAAAAAUUAAAAAUCUGCUUUAGCUGUUUUCUCUUUCACAACACUGUACAGUACUGUUGUUUUAUCUCCCCAAACUGGAAAGUACAAUGAUGGACAUUUGUGACAACAAAGUGUUGUCAUGUUCAAACUGAGACUAAAACAUUAGAAACUCAUGCUGGUAGUUUUGUGGUAUAAGUGGUAUAUGACUGAACCCUAUACCUUUGAGUACACUGUGUAUUUUCAUACAACUCUCUUGCCAUACUCACUGUUUCCUCAAAAUUUUCAUUCUUUUAUUCUUAGCUUACCGGAAGAAAACUUGUUCGUUUUAUUUUUAUUUACAUUUUGAAACAAAUACACUAUUACCCAGUGUUCACUGGGUCAGAAGCAAUGGACGGAGAGUGGUGCUCAGGCAAAAGACAGGAAAAGAAUGAGAAGUGAUGCCUCAAGGGAUUAACAGAAAAAAGAACUGGUGAAGAGUGAGGAAGAGGAUGAUGGGUGAAGUGCAUUUUCUAAUCGCUAUUUUGUUUAUUCUUAGCCCGCCGGGAUGGUGUGCAGCAAUGUUUGUUUAGUGUACCUAUUUUUCCCCUCCUGUUUCUCUUUAUCCUUCCAUCUUUUCAUCCCACCUUCCAACUCUUUUCCCAUUUUAUCAUCACCCUUAGAUUAUUCCUAUCUCCUUCACUCACUCUAACCUCCAUAAAAGGCAGACCCCCCACACUGACACACACAAUUACAUGAAGAGGCAAGUGACGUACAAUACCUCCCCAGGCAUAAUACCAAAAUAUAUAGUGGUCUAACACAUCACUAGGGUUGAAAUCCACAUUGUGUGGUCGAUCAGACAUACAAGGACUUGCUGCUGACUGUGAUGGAUAAGCUGAGGAAAAGGUGUGAUGGAUGAAAACUUCGGGACGCACACUGCUAGUGUGAUGGAGGCAGUGGAUGAGGUUUUGCAGGUUUUGGAGGUUUCUGAACCUGUCGUUGAGAGAGAGGAGGUCAUUGUCACAACCAUAGGAGACGACGCUAACCUUCUGUCAGGCAACGGAGCUGGAAACAAAUCAGGCCAGGAUGACAACUGGGGUGAGACCACCACAGCCGUUACCGGCACAUCAGAACACAGCCUUUCUCAGGAAGACAUUGUUCGCAUCACAAAGGACUUGGAGGACAGUGUGGGGCUGGACUGCCGUCGCUAUUUUACACUCACCCUCGCUGUGAUACUGGGCCUCCUGGUCUUCCUGUCACCAUUGGCCUUCAUGGUCCUCCCUCACCUGCUCUGGCCAGAGAAGCUGCAAAGUUGCGGCACGGCCUGUGAAGGCCUCUUCAUCUCUGUGGCCUUCAAGUUGCUCAUCCUGCUGCUUGCUGUCUGGGCCCUCUACUUCCGGCCGCCACGAGCCAGCCUUCCACGGAUAUUUGUAUUUAGAGCACUCCUCGCUGUUCUGGUUUUUCUCUUCGUGGUCUCCUAUUGGUUGUUCUAUGGCGUAAGGAUACUAGAUUCACAGGAUGAAAACUACCAGGGGAUCGUGCAAUACGCUGUGUCACUAGUGGACGCCCUACUCUUCAUUCACUAUUUGGCCAUCGUGCUGCUGGAAUUGAGGCAGCUUCAGCCCUACUAUUCUGUGUGUGUCACACGUUCCACAGAUGGAGAGACCAGGCACUACAAUUUGGGGCAACUAAGUAUUCAGCGGGCAGCACUGGCCAUAUUGGAACACUACUACUGUGACUUUGCCAUCCAUAACCCGGCUUUGCUCUCCGCUUCCAAGUCACGCGCCGCCAAGCAUCUCGCUGGUCUCAAGGUGUACAAUGUGGAUGGAGACUUCCCAGCAGCCCCCACUGAAAGUCCGGGAAACAACGCGGCCGCAGGACUGGCACAUUCCCAGUCCAGAGCCAUGAUGGCAGCUGCUGCCCACUGCAGGGACUCGAGCCACAACGAACUCUACUAUGAGGAGGCUGAGCACGAGAGGCGUGUACGCAAACGUCGAGCCCGACUGGUGGUUGCAGUAGAGGAGGCCUUUACUCAUAUAAAGCACAUGAAGGACGAGGAACAGAAGAAAACUCCCGGAGACGUGAUGGACCCACGAGAAGCAGCACAAGCUAUCUUCCCAUCCAUGGCACGGGCCCUACAGAAGUACUUGAGGACAACCAAACAGCAGCACUGCCACAGCAUGGAGAGCAUCCAACAACACCUGGCUUUCUGCAUCAGCAACAACAUGUCACCUAAGGCCUUCCUGGAGAGUUACCUGAAGCCAGGCCCUACUCUACAGUACAGCCAGAACCACUGGUUGGCCCGCCAGUGGACGUUGGUCAGCGAAGCGUCAGUCACCAGUGGCCUGAGAGACGGCACAGUCUUUGUGUUGAAGUGCACGGACUUCGGUCUGGUGGUGACCGUCAAGAAAAUCCCCUACAUUCGCAUGUCGGAGGAAUACAUUGACCCAAAAUCACACAAGUUUGUCCUGCGCUUACAAUCAGAGACUUCAGUUUAGGUUUUUUUUGUAGAUUAUUUUUGUUUUUAUUCGUCUUUUUUAUGGAUCCAUAUGUCACACACACAUUUUUUAUGUUUCUGGAUUUUUUUAUGUUGGAUUGAACUGAUGUUACAUGGAGCUGUCUGUUUAUGCUUUGUAAUGUUAUAAGAUGGAAUCAGACUAUUUAGCAACAUUGCAAAUAUUAAAGGUUGCAAAUUUUUGUUCAUCCAUUGGAUGGACAGGAUUUGGAUUUCCUAAUUGCUCUCAGAUGAUGGAUUCUCAUUCAAUACCCUCCAGUGCAUCUUCAAAACUAUUGACAAAAAAGUACCUAAUCUCUGCCAGGACUAAGAACAGUUGAAGCUAUUGAGGUUAAACUAUAUUAAAAAAAAAAAAAAAAUCUUGAAAUCUUAUUGAAUGGAAACGUGAGUUUACGUCUCCAGAUCAGGGCUGUACUCUAUUGCCACCUAGUGAGCAUUGAAUAUAACUACUGAGUGGUGAACACGAUGUGGAUGCCAAUACACUGUAUCUUUUUAUGUAAACAUAUGUAUGCACAAUAAGUUUUUUACUAAUACAUCGCUCAUGUCUCCUUUUCAUCACCAUUUGUCAUUUUAUUGCCAGGUUACGACUUGCCUUUUAAACGGCUUUAAAAUGACUCCCAACACAGAUUUUUGUAAUGGGGAACAACAUUAAAAAGAUUUUUAUGA
Molecule: messenger RNA, 4987 nt
Organism: Corythoichthys intestinalis (scribbled pipefish)
Lineage: Eukaryota; Metazoa; Chordata; Actinopteri; Syngnathiformes; Syngnathidae
Gene: vangl1
Product: VANGL planar cell polarity protein 1
Exons: 7
Coding region: 2718-4304 (528 amino acids)
Biological process (GO): multicellular organism development
Cellular component (GO): plasma membrane
Source: RefSeq, a predicted model, not a curated record